This is a messenger RNA of Prorocentrum cordatum, 300 nucleotides long. The record is from the annotation of a GenBank genome assembly. Lineage: Eukaryota; Dinophyceae; Prorocentrales; Prorocentraceae.
AUGGGCGCCACGACCUUCGUCGCGCUCUGCGGGCCGCCCGAGGCGGCGGCGCUGCUGGCCGAGCUGUCUGGCAGGGAGGCCCCGGGACGCAUUGUCAACGGCCAGGCGGGCGAGUUGGAUCAGGUGGUCCGCGCGUGGCGUGGUUGGGGGACGCUGGCUGGGACGGGUUUCCGCGGCCCCAGUUGGUCUGGGGGCUGGCUCGUGCAGCUGCAGGACAGCAGUGCGACUGGCGACCACCGCUUCGGUAUCGUGCGGGGCAUGGACCAGCAAGCGAUCGUCCUUCAUUGGAUCGCCACAUAG